GUACUAGACACUAGCAAUAGUACAUGCGUACUUACACAUAAGAAAAAUGGAUUCAAAAAGAUAGUUUAACCAUAAUACAGUUUAUUAACAAUCGUUUCUAUUUUGUACAUCAUGGAUCGAUUCUUAAAUAUCAAUUGGAAUCCCCCAUUGGAAGAUAUGAUAGAUAACACUUUUAUGAACGCAGAAAGAUUUGAGAAAGACAGCGUCAUGCAUAAAAUUAUGACCGGGAAUUACAUUGAUCCGUUUAAAAAUAUCGAAGAAGAGUAUAAAAUGAUUAAUACCGAUUUAAUGAGAGACAUUAAUAAAAAAGUAGACGGUAGUAUCGAAUCUAUUGAAAUAAAAAAAGAAAAACGAGCGGAUAAAUAUGUACCUCCUGUUAAACCAAUGUUUAAGUUUCCUAGAAGGUCUAACUUAACUAAAGAGCAACAAGCGAUGUGUCUAAGAGUCUUAUUAAGAUUUUCAGAAUCUGAUAAACCAAAAAUAACUCAAACAGAAAGAGAGGAAUUGCAGCAUUACAUGGAUUUAAAAACCCUAAUAUCUCAAGAACAAGAUGAAUUUUUAGAAUUUGCCAAAAGCAAAUGGCACGAAAGGUCACUGAGAAUCGUAUGCGAAGAUUACAUGAAACUACGUUGGAAAUCAAAGUUGCAAUAUGUUAAUAGCCUUCCUAGAUAUUACGUCGAAGUUACAAAUGUACCAUUCAUAACAGAUAAAAGCGUCGAAGUAAAAUUUAUUUCUGUCUGUUUACAAAUGGGUCAGUUGCCAAAAAUAGUACUGCCAAGUUUCACUGGACCAUACAAGCUACAUAUAAGUUCUGAACAGUUACAAAAAAGGUUUCCUCCUAAAAACUAUACUUGCAAUGAAUCGCCAGUUUGUUACAAAUCACCAGUAAGUGAAGAUCCAAAUUGUCAAAAAUUGGCUGAAAGUAAUAAUGUGGAUUUAGUAAUUUCAUCCAGUGGUCUUAAUUGUUUAGUAAAUAACAUUGGACCAAGUUACACGAAUUCCUGGAUUUUACCUUUAGUUAUAAAAAGGCACAAUGAUAAAAAUGUUAUCUACAUAGAUAAACCAGCGCCGCCGAAUGCAAGCACUGUACCGAACAAGAAUAGUUGGAUAUACAAGUACAUUCUUAAAUAUUUCCUUAUCGAGCAUCUUAUCUCGGAAAAUAUCGAAGAGUAUAUCGGUGAUAUUUAUUCUGAGGAAAUUUUACGACUGGAAGACGAAUAUGAAAAUGCUUCACCGCGUGUUCAAACUAAGCCACAUUUCAAUGUAUCGGAGAAAGCAAAGGAUAAUGAAAACAUUUUAAAAAGAGAAGAGGAUUUGAAAGUUUAUCCCCAAGUUCCGGAAGACCGAAAAUUAAAUUGCGAAGAUUCUUUGCAUGGUAUUCCAGAUACCAAUAUUUCUAAUUCAACACACACUAAAGGUGCAGAAAAUGUAAGUUCUGAAAUGAAUAUAGAAGACAAUGUGUCGUACAAACUGUUUACCAUAGGACCACAAUCUUUAGAACAAAAUGAAUUAAUGAAGAAUGUUAUUAAAGACUAUAAAAUGUUAGUGAGAACAAAAGUAGAUGGAUAUGAGACUUUACAAGAUAAUGAACAGAAAUUGUUACUAUUGGCACCAAAAUUGGAGCACCAGAUUGAUCUUGGCGCUGAAGCUGUAACGUUGGAAGAAUCGUUAAAACAAUGGGUAUCUCUCGUAUUUAGACCUUUUACAUUCCUUGCACGAGUCCGGAUAUUGGCAGAAACGUCAGAAAUAUUACAAGUGGAACACCGUACUGCGAUGUCCGUAAGCAACGAAGUCAAACGGCUUUAUAACAUAAGAGUCGAAGAUUCUUUGACAGUUUUACAUAAUGUCAUUCAGUCGCUUACGAAUCUAUCUCCAGGCCGUUAUAUAAUGAGGCACACAGUAAGAAAUGGGUCAUUUGCAACUGUUUAUAAAGAAGUAGAAGCCCCUGGAAAAAACGUUUUUGAUAUACGUACAGUAUAUGAUGAACAGUUUCAUAGUUUACACAAUCCUCCUUGGAUUCCAUUGGAUAAGAUAGUACCAACUCCAAUGAAUAAACAUCUUGAGAGAAUGCCAGUUAUGUUCUGCCCAAAAAUUGGUAAAAAGUUUUCCAAACAUGUUAAAGCAGCGGAAGUAAACAAAUCUAACACAGGAAUACGCAGAAGUUUAAGAAAUAAAAACAAGAAGUUUAAAUAAAUCCACGUGUAAAUUAAAAAAUAUUUUUUUUACAAAUCUUUGGAAGAAUUAAAUUUGUUAUAAAAAAGAACAAGUAAACUCUUUCUCUGUCAGACAGAGAAGAGAAAAUUAAACGAAAUCUUCUACAUUACAUAUCUAAUCGCAUCAAGGUCAGUUAAUAUCAGAAUAAUACUCAUCAAUUUAAUUUAUAUGCAUUAUUAUUAGCACCUCAGAUAACUAGACGAGUUUGGACCUUUGGCGUUAAUUGUGAAGCAUUUAUAAGUGAUCUAAAUUACCGAGCACUCUAUUGUUGCAUUAACAAAUAAAUUAAAAUUAAUUUUCGAUCGUAAAUAAUUGGAUCGCCAUCUAGCGUGUAAAAAGUGAAUUGUUUGUCGAAAAACUUGGGCGUUUUAUGGUAGAUGUCGUUUCGAUAUGCAGUAAAUGGAUAGAGUAGUGCACAUUUAAAUGUCCACGAUCGGGAUAACGAGUAUUGAUGGAAACACCCUUCAUUAAGGUCGAAGAAGAAACAAAUGAAAGAUGCAUAACCAACGAAGAGAGUUGAAAGAAUUUAUCUUCAAAUAAAAGUAACCUGCCUAAAACAAUGGCUAACGAAACACCUGCCUAACUAUAAAUCUAAAUUCGUUUAUUAAAUCAAGAAACAAUUCUAAAUUCGCAGCCAUUAGCUCGGUGUCAUCCACGAAGAAUAACAUUUCUAUCGUGUGUGACACCGAUUACCAGGUCUCACCACGAGGAGGUUGCUGCGAGCGGAGACCCGAAGGGAGAUAGAUGGAAUCAAAGUUCCAUCGAUCUCCCUUUUACAUUCCUACAAACUAGAUCACUAAACUAGAGAGAUAGAAGGAAGCAAUGUUCCUCCGAUCUUCUAGUUCAGUUGUACCAAGUAAUUAUUUCGUUUGAAAAGGGAUGAAGCUAUAUUAUGGGAUACGCGACGCGACGCGAUACGACGCGAUGUCGAUCAGCAGUGAUCGACGCAAGGAACGAGAUACGCGACACGCGAACCGAGUACCUGGUCAAAAGGUUCAGCUCCGUUGCCUCUUAGCAAGUCCAAACGAAGGGGAGGAGAAUCGACGCACCCGACACAGAGGUUCCCCAUUUCUCCCACGCAUCCCGUUGGGAGCCAGAUGGACCCAACUCAAGAUGUCUAACUGAGAGAGGGAGCGUGUGUUGGGGCUACCGUAGACAGGAACAGUCCCUGAUCCCCUCUACGGCCGAAAUACUCUUUCCCUUGGCUCGUCUCGCCAGAAGACGACAACUGACCCUUCGGAUCAGCUAAACGGCCGAUCACUUGCUUUCUACAUCAAAGCAGUGGUGACCGGAACGGAGGAACGGGAGAACGGGUGAACAAGAAGCUAGUUGGUAAAAGAAUUACUUGGCACAUACGCAGACGCAUACAAAGGAGUCGUCGAUGCUUAUAUCUAAUUUUACCAAGCAAUUAUUUUGUUUGAAAAGGAGUGAAGCUAAAUUGUGAGACGCGACGCGAUGCUGUCACAUGUUUCGAAGCAAGAGAGAACGAGUGAACGGGAAGCUAAGUUAAUAAUUGCUUGGUAUCGCAGCCUUAAAAAUAAAUUUAUCCUAAGGGCCCUGGAGAUAAAAGUCCCUCGAUGUUCUUGCGUUGUCCCACGAUGAUGGAGACCUGUAAGUAAGCUGAAACUAAAAAGCAUUUAGUUAAACAGUUAAAUAUAAUAAAUUGGGAAACACGAAGAAAUAAAAUAAAUGGGCUCAGAGAAACCGUAAGAAGUGACGUAAAAUAGACAUGGACAAGAGCACAACAUAUACAACAAGCAACAUUUAAGACAGGAAUAAAAUAUGGGAACAAAUAAGAAGCCAGAAGUAAAAUAUGUAAGAAAUCCAGAGAAAUGAAAAGAAGGUGAAACGACAGAUUCAAGCUUAGCAGACAUUUGAACAAGAAGUGAGAAAUUGGAGAUUUAGAUAUCACUCACCACUGUGUCAAUGAAACAGAUUUGUACAUGCAAUGUAGAAUGUGCAUCGAACAAACCAAACAAGAAACAAGUAUUGAAAUAUGGAAGGGAACCAGAGAAAUAAAAGUAAGAUGUAACCCCACAGAUGCUCGAAGGUCGAAAAGAAAAGGAAAUUAGAAAGAGACGGAACUCUCUCACAAGUGGUCAGUAAUGGUCAAUAUUGAUCAGCAAAAUUGACCAGUGCUCGCCCAGUGGUCAGCACUGGUCAGUAAUGGCGAGUAAAGAUGGAGCGCGGAACCACGGGGUUCCGUCACGUCCGCCAGCGCCGAGAAAGAGAGAGAGAGUGAGAGCCCGUGACCGGCAGGUAGCCUCAGGUAGAAGAAUUAACAGAGUGGGGAUGACCCGUCCUUGGCGAGUUCACCAAUCAAUUAACGGUUAACCGUG
Molecule: messenger RNA, 4553 nt
Organism: Colletes gigas
Lineage: Eukaryota; Metazoa; Arthropoda; Insecta; Hymenoptera; Colletidae
Exons: 10
Coding region: 112-2193 (693 amino acids)
Biological process (GO): positive regulation of transcription by RNA polymerase III; snRNA transcription by RNA polymerase II; snRNA transcription by RNA polymerase III
Cellular component (GO): transcription elongation factor complex
Source: RefSeq, a predicted model, not a curated record